Molecule: messenger RNA, 633 nt
Organism: Trypanosoma rangeli
Lineage: Eukaryota; Euglenozoa; Kinetoplastea; Trypanosomatida; Trypanosomatidae
Product: dynein light chain
Exons: 1
Coding region: 1-633 (210 amino acids)
Cellular component (GO): cytoplasm
Molecular function (GO): protein kinase binding
Source: RefSeq, a predicted model, not a curated record
AUGGCAACUGCGACAUCAGUGAAGGAGGCAAUUGCCCACUUUGAGGAGGCGGAGUACGUCCGCCGCACCCGUGAGAUGUCAGAGGAGGAGAAGGCGAGUGCGCCGCGCGUUGUGGCCGCGGAGGAGCCAAGGGUCCUGCUCAUUGGGAUGUUGCCGCCAAUUGUGAAGAUGGACAAGGACAUUGCGACGCUCGUGAACUGCGAGCACCUUGGCCUGUCGACGAAUGGCAUUGAGAAGAUUGGCCCCGGGUUGAAGGAGCUGAAGAAGCUUAAGAUACUCUCGCUUGGGCGCAACGCGAUUCGGAAAAUUGAGCAGCUUGACAUUCCGCAGCUAGAGCAGCUGUGGAUGUCGUAUAACAAGAUUGACAAGCUUACGGGCCUGGACAAGCUGAAGAGCCUCAGGGUCUUGUACAUGAGCAACAACCUUAUCAGCAGCUGGACGGAGGUUGAUCGCCUGGCCAACCAGUGCCCGGAGCUGGUGGAAGUUCUUUUUUUGAACAACCCAAUUUGCAGCAACGCGCCGUCAAUGCAGGAGUACCGGUACAUGAUACUGCAGCGUCUCCCCAAACUGACGAAACUGGACGGAGUGCCGGUGGAUCCGGAGGAGAAGGAGGAGGCGGAGCGGCGACGCUGA